Anisakis simplex (herring worm) is the source of this 1962-nucleotide messenger RNA. The record is from the annotation of a GenBank genome assembly. Lineage: Eukaryota; Metazoa; Nematoda; Chromadorea; Rhabditida; Anisakidae.
AUGGGUCGGAAACUUAGAGGACUGCUUAGUGCAGUUAAAGCUCAUUUGGUACUAUUGGAUGCACGUCUGAAGAAAAAUGAAUGUGCUGGGAAGCCGUGUCAAAAUGGUGGAACAUGUAUCGAUUUGUACAAAAAAUUCAUGUGCAUUUGUCCGUCAGCAUUUGAGGGAACUACUUGUGAAAACAGAGUGGACGAAUGUGCACUCUAUGAGGGUACGCAUGCUGGAUGUCAGAACAAUGGAACCUGUGUGAACAAAGCGACUGGUUUUCAGCUGUUUGAUGCCUGUGUCCGAAUUUUCAGGUGUAUAUGUCCGAAGGGGUACCAUGGUAGUCGCUGCGGGCUCCGAGUUACCGCGUGUGAAUUUUCAUUUGAUCUUUGCGGACCAGCUGGUCAUUGCAUUCCAGCGCCGCCUGUAAAUGAUUCGGGCGAACCCGGAUAUCGUUGUAUUUGUGAAUGGGGUUAUCGGUCAACAGCGGACAAGGCCAAUCCGACAUGUGAAGAUAUCGACGAAUGUGAAUCAAAUCCUUGCUAUCCAGGUGCAACGUGCGUCAAUUUACCGGGAUCCUUCAAGUGUUCAGGAUGUCCAGCGGGCAUGACCGGGAAUGGCGUCAACUGUUUUGAUAUUGAUGAAUGUGCUGACACGGAGUUGGUAACGUGCUCCAAAGAUCCACCCGUGCAAUGCAUCAACACGAUUGGUUCGUUCACAUGUGCCGCAUGCCCGCCAGAUGGUCGUUAUCACAAAGGUGCAUUUCAAGGCUACAAAGGUGAUGGUCGUAUUUGCACAAAACUGGACCCUUGCGAAACAGCACCAUGCUAUCCGGGUGCUAAGUGCUUCAAUAUGGGUUCAGCAUCACUGACUGAAGGUGGUUAUCGGUGCGAAUGUCCACAGGGUAUGAUCGGUGAUGGCAUCGGUCGAGAAGGAUGCUACCGAUCGAAUGCGACGUUGUGUAGCAUUGAUACGUGCUACAAUCAAGGAACAUGCCAGGUUGUUUCUGAAGAUGAGUAUAAAUGCCAUUGCAAUUGGGGUUAUGUUGGCAAGCGUUGCGAAUUCGCAACGGCAUGUUUAGAGAAUAUUUGCGGUGGAAGGGGUGAAUGCAUACCCAAAGCAGACGCUUCUUUCGAGUGUAAAUGCAUGAAAGGAUACUACGGUAACACGUGCCAGUUCGAAGAGGAUGGUUCUAUCCUCCACCUAUUGACUAUUGCUUUGAUUCGAGGAUGUGGUGGUCAUUCAACAAAUUCAAGCGGAAAAAUCAAAUAUCCUGAUUGGACAUGGUAUCAUUUCGGUAGAAAUAAAUCAUGCGAAUGGAUCAUUACGGUGGAUGAACCGAAUAAAGCAAAAUGUGGUGAACGCCAGUAUGGAAACGAAGGCGAAAUAUCGCUGUAUGAUUAUCAAAAAAGUGAAACAUGUCAAUGGCAUGUAAGCGUCGAUCCAAGUCGUCACAUUGAAGUGACCAUAGAACCGUUCAACCUCGGCUCAAAACAAAUCCGAAACUGCUCGCUGAACUCACUUGAACUGUUCGAUGGUCUGGAAGUCGACGAAUCGGCCAGAAUCCUGCAUUUAUGCAACAGUGAAGAGACGAGGACGCUUGUUCGAACUACACUACCUUAUUUCACUGCUUACUUCAGAAGUGACUUCCCAUCCGAUUUUCCGACCGAUGAGUGUAAUGAAGAUGCGAAAUGCAGAAGAGGAUUCACCAUAAAAUAUAGAACAAUUGAAUUGGAUAAGGACUGUGGCGGUAAUAUUCUACCAGAUGCUGAUGGAAAUUUUGAUGGUGUCAUUCAGUCUCCAAACUAUGGCUUCAAUUAUUUCCCGAAUUUGGAUUGUCUUUGGAGUCUGGAUGCUUCAACAACAUCCAAUAGACCUGACGAUGGGCACGUGAUCAGGGCUGAAGUGAUUGAUAUGGAUAUACCUUCGUCACCGCCAAGCGGAAUUAAAGGUGAUCAAAGUUGUUCCAUAAAAUGA